Molecule: messenger RNA, 7258 nt
Organism: Homarus americanus (American lobster)
Lineage: Eukaryota; Metazoa; Arthropoda; Malacostraca; Decapoda; Nephropidae
Product: tubulin monoglycylase TTLL3-like
Exons: 13
Coding region: 803-4660 (1285 amino acids)
Biological process (GO): cilium assembly; cilium movement; protein polyglycylation
Cellular component (GO): cilium
Molecular function (GO): protein-glycine ligase activity, initiating
Source: RefSeq, a predicted model, not a curated record
AAUUGGAGGCAGUGUGGCUGGUGCAGUGCUGGGGUGAGGGUGUGUCCGCGCGCGCUCCCGGCCAACAGCCUUCGUCUUCGCCACACGACUUCCCCCACCAGGACAGAGGUAACUGUGAAGGCGUGGGGGGCUGCCGUAUGCCAUAAUAGGCGUGUGGUGUGAGGUGGGCGUGGUCGCUAGUGUCUGGGGCUGGCGUGUGAAGGCGUGGCCACACCUAAACUCGUCUCAACACGUCGCUAUUAAGAAAUACGUCGAGGUGUGAGGGCGAGAGCGUCACCAUGCUGAAUGUGUUGUGAGGGAGAAGUGGUGAGUGUCGGGAGGAUCCAGUGUGAGGGCCUCACCUCACGGCUCACACACACCCGGCGCCGCUAUGUGCCUGGACCAUCCUCACGCCGCAGGAAUCCCCCUGCCGCUACUGUCUCUCACACCGCAGAGAUAAGGCGUCUUCUCACUGUGUUACCCAGCACAGGAACAAGGAGGCCUACCCCCAGCCAGGUCGCCCCUAUAGGCCUGCCGAGUACAGUCGAGGCCACUGACUCCCCCUCCCCCUCAUACUGAGAGGUCAUCGGCCGUGUGCGUGUCAGCCACUACCGCUAUGACCUGUAGAAGGGCAACAGAGGCCCGCUGGCAACACAGCUCUGAUACUCGUCGUUAUUAUCUACGAAAUGAGUUUUUUCGUUAAGUGAAGUUCUCCAUCAGCAGAUCACACAGGGUAGAUGACGCAGUUAUACGAUAGGGUUAAAUUGGACAAAAUAAAUUAAUUUCACAUUUAUUUUUUAUGAUAAUCUGACAAAAUCAAAUAAUGAAGGUAGCCAUCCCAGGAAGAGCUAUCAAGAUGCAAGAGCACUUCGGAUCAUCAACAACACAACUCAACCCACUGUUAAGACACGGGAAGAUUCCCUUCAACAACAUAGAGAUCCGGCCCACCAUAGACUACUUAGCUCUCAACUCAGCCACUCAGAGCGCUCACGGCCUCGAAGACUCCACCCACCUCAACAACAAAGACUGGAAGAGAACCACAAAAUUCUACAAAAAAGAACUAAAAGCGAAGGGAAACAUUCGACCAUCAACCGCAGUACGACGACACGUGAAAAAAAUAUCAGAAGAAUUUACUAUGACUCAAACCAAGUACGAGAACUCCGUCAACACGAGCGGCUCAGUGAAGACCUCAGAAGGUAAAGAUAAAUUCACAUCAGCAUCAUCAACAUCUUCCUCUUCAUCAAUAACAGUGAGCCAGAAACUACCGCAGUCCAAGUUCUCUAAGAACGUCUUCUCCAAAAUCACGUGUUCUAAAUGUGAAUCUUUAACAAAAGUGUCGAGGAAGAACACAAUGGCGCCUCUCGUUACCUCAGCCGUGACCACCACAGCUAAGACGUGUAACUCCGCCUCCAAGAGUCACUCCGCCAAGAGUCAGAACAAUAAGAGCAAAAACAGUAGUGGGUCGUGCAGGGACUCUGGCUCCCCACAGAAGAAACUCUCAUCAUCCCUGAGUCCCCCAGGGUCCUCCCCACGUCCUCGCCACAGACACCCCAAUGGUCGGUGUGUAGCGGGUGGAGUAGCAGCAGCAGGAGGAGGAGAGCCGGGCCUGGCACCUAACAGCCCGGCACUGCCCAGAUCACCAGGGAGGAAGGGGUCCUCCACCUCCCUAGGGGGAAUCUCUCCUCGCUCAAAACAGAUGUCCUCCGAGCAGAUCAGGAAGGUGAAGGUGUUUACAGAAAGAGCAAUAAUGGAGGGCCGCGUGUUCUCCAUAUUCGGGUACUUCCCCGCCAUUAAAGAUGCACUGAGGAGACGUGGAUGGGUGGAGAAAAUACAGCACAGUGUUCCUUACGUCAACCCGCACCCCAACAACUGUGUGUGUCCUCACGUGGGCUACCAGGCGUCCUUCACUCCUUCCAUCACCACCACCGCCGCCUCCAACCACAUCUCCACCAGUAGUGGGUCAUCAGCACAGCCAGGUCGUAAUGGGUCAGCAUCCACCCGCAGCGGCCAAGACGAGGAGGUCAAAGGUGACAUAGAGGAUGUCAACGACCCCGCCCAGGACAACACUGCUGCUGACGACGCUGUUCCACCACAACAAACAUCAUCAGAUUCAUCACCCCUCUCCCCAGAUAAGUCAUCAUCACCACCACCACCACAAUCAUCAUCAUCACCAUCAUCCUCAUCUUCAUCAUCACCUUCGUCCUCAUCAUCAUCAUCAUCAUCAUCAUCAGAAACGGACGAGGAACAACAGAAAGUGAUCACUGCCAACCAAGGUUCUUCCAACGUAGAAACUAAUAUAGUGUCGACCAAAUAUGAGAAUCCUCCCCAGCCUGCCGCCGCCUCUCACACACCAACUAUACCCACUUCCAGUCAAGAGGCUCAGGUACCGGGGGAGUCUUCCAGCAUUACAGAGGGGACCGGUGAUACUAACCCCACUCAGCUUGUAAGUAACCGUGAUAGUUUCAACACUGCCAUACUAGGGCCUUCUGAAAUACGGAAAGGACUAGCAUCAUCCAUAACGGAGAAAAACGCCACCAUAUUUAAGUACAGUACAACACACAUUCCAAAGAAGACAAAAGACAACGUGGACAACACCGAUAAUGAGGAACCACUUGUAGAGGAAGAAACAAACUUGGAAGAUGUGAAAGAAAAUGAGGAGGGAGAGACUCAAUUAAAGGGAGAUGAGGAGGGUGGUGAUGAGGGGGAGGAGGGGACACAGGUCGCCCCAGAGCCGUAUUGCCCUUAUAUUGAGUAUGAACUGUGUGAUAUGGACCUCCCUUUGGUGGCCAGGCUGCUGAGGAACGUGGAACCGAACUUCCUGUGGACGUGGACCAGGGACUCUAUAUCCUUCAAGCACCUCAGUCGGGAACAAAUGGUCAACCGCUUCCCCAACACCCCCUUCACUACCAAGUAUGGCUUGUGUGAGACUCUGCAGCAGUUACAUUGGUUCAGCGAAGCGGCCAGUGUAGAGAGCUUCGUGCCACGGGGUUACUGUAUUGGCCAUGAGGACGAGCGCACAGCCUUCAUCCACGACUACCGCCUCACAGCCUGCCUCAACAUGCUCAAGUGGCUCACUGAACGAUACGACACACACGGUCCUCAAGCUGUAACUGACCCACACGGCGAGGUGCCGAUGAAGAGGGUGCGUCAGGCGCUGGCCCACGUGGAGCAGUACAUCCAGUCUUGCUGCCACGACGACCUAGACGCCCCGCCGCCCCCCACCCUCAGAGACCAUGAGUGGGACGCCCUCCUCGCCGCCCACUACAAGAUCGUCCAUAUGGAUAAAAAGAUCAAGAUCGCCUCCCCCGUCCAGCUCCAGGUACUGGUGACGGAGUGUGAGUCAGCUGUACAUCGAGUGGUUCCCUACUGGCCGCAGCUGUCGAUGGAUGGACUGAGAAACCUGUGGAUAGUGAAGCCCGGGGCCCAGUCUAGGGGUCGCGGGAUCUUUAUGAUGAACCACCUGGAGGAGAUCUUGGCUCUGGUACAAUCCCCGCUCAUAUACGAGACCAAGUACGUCGUGCAAAAGUACAUGGUUCCCCCGUCAGAACGUCCCCUGCUGAUCCACAACACCAAGUUCGACAUCCGCCAGUGGUUUAUGGUUACUGAUUGGAACCCUCUACAUGUGUGGGUCUACAAGGAGAGCUACCUGAGGUUCUGCUCGCAACAGUACGACCUGACCAACAACAAUGAGGCAGUCCACCUGAGCAACAACGCCAUCCAGUGUAAAUAUCUCAACGGCGAGAGGAGCGGGGAACUACCUGACGAGAACAUGUGGGAUUGUCACCAGUUUAAGGAGUACCUCAGGGGCCUGAAGAAGGAGGGAAAGUGGGAGGAGGUGAUCUACCCCGGGAUGAGGGAUGCUCUGGUGGCCGCCAUGUUAGCCGCCCAGGUGGAGAUGGACUCCUUCAAACACGGCUUCGAGCUCUUUGGUGCUGACUUCAUGCUCACCGAGGACCUCAGGCCGUGGCUGAUUGAGAUCAACUCCUCCCCGUGUAUGGCCGCCACCACCAGCGUCACCCGCCGUAUGUGUGCCCAGUGUCUCCAUGACGUCAUUAAAGUGGUGGUGGACUACAAGCACAACAAGACGGCCGACACUGGGUUGUUUGAGCUGGCUUACCGGGACAGUGAGCGCUCCAUCCCCAACCCUCCAUACCUGGGCGUUAACCUGCAGGUUGUGGGUCGACAGAUCAAGAAGGGUCCCCUCAAGGCAGAGAAGAGGAAGGCCAAGAAGGCUCGUCCAGCAGUACGUGUGGUGAAGCCUCUGCCCCUCAUCACCCUGUCACUGGAGGAGGGUGCCACCCAGUUCGCCCCCAGAGGAGACCCAUCCCGGGACACCAACGGGGCGCUCACCAGGCACUGCUCACUCCUCGACUGUCGCAAAUACGCCAGCGGCAGCAUCACUUCCUUGGCCAUAUCAAACAUAGAAUCCAUACAGAGCGCCAUAAACGAAUCAGAUAAACUAAAUCGCAGUAGAGACAAUCGGUUAAAUGGCUGUAGCGAAGGCAAUCAGUUAAAGAAAUUGUCCGAGGAGUCAAUUACUCUCACAGUAGGAGAAAGUAUAACCAAGAGCAGUGACAGUGAGGGAAUAAAGCAUGGGUCGUCAGGAGGUCCACACUCAACACUGACGGCAGGGAAGGCCAGUAGUGUUGGUGCCACACAGCUGGACUGGCGUGGCUCGUGACCCUCCCACCAACAUGCUAGGUAGUAUGUGAAGUGGUGAGGUUAAUGGUGAAGGAUGGAUUGUGAAGGUAGCUGGUGUAGCCUUGUGUGGGGAAUGAUGCUAGUCCGUGGUAGUGUAGCCAUAAGCAGUAAACUGGAUGGAAAAGGAUGGAAGAUCAAGAAAAAAUAAUAUAAAUGAAGAAAAUUAUUAAAGUAUAAAUUUAAAAGUAAUAUAAAGGACAAAAUAAUAAAAAGAAACUACAUAUCGGAAAAAUAUGAGGUGAGGAAUUGAAUACUGUACCUCCUAAAAGUGACAUGUCGGCGUCACAGCCAGACAGGACAUGAUUACUAUUGUAUGCUAACAAUGACCCUAUGAUAAAGUAUAUGAUUUAGACUUUAUCAACCUCAUAUUAAAAUCAAUUACACCAAAAAAUACAGAAUUGUACUGAUUUUUUCACAACAGAUGAUAGAGUGUGGUAUAAUUAUAGUACAGGCACAGUACAGUAGGCUCGACUACGCCAUGAAAGGCACCAGAAGGGAAGCAGUUCAGUAGGGUUACAGCCCACUUAAAAACGAGGUAAUUCAACUUAAACCUCUUGAAACAUUCUAAUAAUAAAAACGUAACAAUAACUGAUUAAUUAAGAUGAAAAAGAAAAACUAUAUAGAAAUUCAUGAUCGUGAAAAACAUGGGUGUUAAAUAUACCAACACUAAAAUACCUAACAUGAGAUUGACUUCAAGGACGCUACACUUUCUUGUCAUUCACUCAGGUUAACUGUAUUUUAUAUGAUUCAGGGUUCAAUACAUAACUGGAACACCGGCCACUACGCACACCAAUAAUAACUGUCAGCCUUAAUGUUUGCUUUCCGUGAGUGUUGACAUGGUAUUGUAUUGUGAAGCUUCGGAGAGGAUGACUUAAUUGCUCAAUCUAAGCUUAAAUGUCCUGGUACUUGAGCUUCCCACCAAACACAAGAGUAACACGAGUCAACACACAUAACUAUAAACAACAUUAAUUCUCUUCCUUCUAUUUUCAUAUCUUGUUUAAAAUCAACUAUCUGUUUUUGUCUUUUUUCCAUUACUGUAUCUAAAUGUUCCUUUAUAUUUUCCUCUUUAAACUCCCAUUUAUUAUUACUGAAAUAUCCUCAAGUAUUUCCCUAAUUAACUUCUUCCUUACAGGUACAGUUACCAUCAAUUUCUGUUAGGGCAAUAAUCGUGUCUUCUACAUUUACAAACAAGAUACAUUCCCGCUGCUCUCCAACAUAACCUUUGAUAGAGUAACAUUCCAAGUCUUUAUUCCCUUCAUCUGGUCUUGGCAGCAUUUACAUGUCUUACCCUGGAAACAUCAACUUGACAAACAUUGAUAUACACUGCAAAACAUUCUCAAAACCUCAGUACAUCCUCUCUGACUGCCCUUACAAUGGGACACUUAAGAUUUUGGUGACUUUAAACACUGCUUAAGUCGAAUCAUAUCUACUUUUCAUGAGUGUCUAAGUUACUUCAACAUCCAGGUGUGGCAGACACAGUUGGAUGUCAGCUUAUCCUACCCCUCAUUAUCUGCCUCCGAUUACUUUUAGUCUGUUUUUAACAUUCGGUCACAGUUGGUAAUACUGCAAAGGGAAACAAUUAACUGGCAACAAUGUGAGCUGAAUACCGGGGGUGGUCUCCCAGAGGUUCACGUAAAAGAAAUACGUCAAAACAUUUUUUUUAAAUACCGUUGAUCUUAUGGAAAAGAUUUGCUUAGUAAGAAGAUACCAGGAGUUAAGUGUAGCUUCAUCCACACCAGCGAGGAGCCGGGUGUUAGCUGAAGGCUGGCGAGAUGUCAGGACCAUCAUUCAUUAAUAUGCCUUUUGAUAAAUGCACACAGUUUCACAAUAUUGUUCCUAGGUCACACCUAGUACUGCCAACCAGGUGUCAAAGAGUGAUCGCGGUAUAUCAAAAGCUUUGUACUGUAAUAGACUUGUGUCAAUGUGUCACUUUCAAUUAGACGUGGCUUAAUUUUUAAUAACCGAUGUCUGCUCUCAAGUUUCACAGCCAGUCUAUUCCGCCAGAUUGUCAGAUAACAAAUAAUAAUGAUAAUAAAGAUAUAAAAUUUAUGUAUAUAUUGAUAAAUGUCCGUGUGCCUAUGCAAUCAGGGCACAGUUAUUCAGAAUUAUUAGUUCGUUAAGUAAAGUUGAUCUCAGGAGAAUGUCCCAUCUGUUCUGACGGGGGACAAGGAUACAGUUUCAUAUUCACACUUCUGUACUCUGAGGAAAUUAUACAUAACAGGAAUAACUGUUUUAGACGUAAAGUGUGUUACCAAGAAGCACACACUCCAUACACUGGGCUAUUAAUACCACCAGUAAAGAGUUUGGUUCAACUGGCUGGGGAACUAGGAUGCAGGAGCAAGACCCACACAGCUUUUUUCGGUCUUGUUAUGUGAGCUUCGUAGAAGGUGAAGUAGUGUGGACUACACUUACACACUUUUAAAGGUUUACCUUGUGAUUUAUCGUGUUGAUGCUAUCGACGAGGCUAGUGAACAUACCAUUUCAUGUACUGUACCAACCUUUGGCAAUGGAAUUUUUGUAUGGACUCUACUAAAUUCUUUUAUAAAAUCGUUUUAAUAAUAAAGAUUCCAGCUAAAUA